Molecule: messenger RNA, 1131 nt
Organism: Lodderomyces oxycetoniae
Lineage: Eukaryota; Fungi; Ascomycota; Pichiomycetes; Serinales; Debaryomycetaceae
Gene: ERG6
Product: sterol 24-C-methyltransferase
Exons: 1
Coding region: 1-1131 (376 amino acids)
Biological process (GO): ergosterol biosynthetic process
Cellular component (GO): endoplasmic reticulum
Molecular function (GO): sterol 24-C-methyltransferase activity
Source: RefSeq, a predicted model, not a curated record
AUGUCCGAGGUACCAUUAGCAGAGAAGAAUUUCGAUAGAGACGAGAAAUUCACCAAAGCUCUUCAUGGAGACUCUUAUAAAAAAACCGGGUUAUCGGCGUUAAUCUCCAAGUCCAAAGAUGCGUCAACAGUGGCAAACGAUGGAUAUUUCAAACACUGGGAUGGUGGAGUUUCCAAGGAUGAUGAAAAAAAGAGAUUAACUGAUUAUUCACAAUUGACUCACCAUUACUAUAAUUUGGUUACUGAUUUUUACGAAUAUGGUUGGGGUUCAUCUUUUCAUUUUUCAAGAUAUUACAAAGGAGAGGCAUUUAGACAAGCCACCGCUAGACAUGAACAUUAUUUGGCCCUUAAAAUGAAUUUAAAUGAGAAUAUGAAGGUGCUCGAUGUCGGAUGUGGUGUUGGUGGUCCCGGUAGAGAAAUCACGAGGUUUACAGACUGUGAAAUUGUUGGGUUGAACAAUAACGAUUACCAGAUUGAAAGAGCCAAUUUUUAUGCUAAAAAGUACAAAUUGGACCAUAAAUUAUCUUACGUCAAGGGUGACUUUAUGCAAAUGGAUUUUGAGCCAGAGACUUUUGAUGCCGUUUAUGCGAUAGAAGCAACAGUCCAUGCUCCAGUGUUGGAAGGUGUAUACUCUGAAAUUUACAAAGUAUUGAAACCUGGCGGAGUGUUUGGUGUUUACGAGUGGGUAAUGACAGAUGAAUACGAUGAAACAAACGAAGAACACCGUAAGAUUGCAUAUGGUAUUGAAGUUGGUGAUGGUAUUCCCAAGAUGUACAAACGUGAAGUUGCCGAAAAAGCAUUGAAAAAUGUUGGAUUUGAAAUUGAAUACGAAAAGGAUUUGGCUGACGUUGACGAUGAUAUUCCUUGGUAUUAUCCUUUAGCUGGAGAACUCAAAUAUUGUCAGACUUUGGGUGACUUGUACACAUUGUUCAGAACCUCGACAUUAGGUAGAUAUAUUACUACUGAAACAGUUGGUUUUAUGGAGAAAGUAGGUAUUGCGCCAAAGGGUUCAAAACAGGUCACUUUGGCAUUGGAAGAUGCAGCUGUCAAUUUAGUUGAAGGUGGUCGUAAGAAAUUGUUUACGCCAAUGAUGUUGUAUGUGGCAAGAAAGCCAGAAACAUCUAAAGCGUAG